Messenger RNA from Arachis duranensis, 582 nucleotides. Its product is annotated as polynucleotide 3'-phosphatase ZDP-like. NCBI's taxonomy places the organism in Eukaryota, Viridiplantae, Streptophyta, Magnoliopsida, Fabales, Fabaceae. The record is from RefSeq and is a predicted model, not a curated record. The transcript has 9 exons. Bases 1 to 582 code for a protein of 193 amino acids. Gene Ontology annotation, molecular function: ATP-dependent polydeoxyribonucleotide 5'-hydroxyl-kinase activity; polynucleotide 3'-phosphatase activity; double-stranded DNA binding. Gene Ontology annotation, biological process: DNA repair.
AUGGAAUGCAAUUUGGCACGUUUUUUGUUUCUUCAGAGUACUGACCAGGAAGCUUUGAAGAAGAUAUUGGUAGCUACACAUGACAAGUCUCAAAAGAAGCUGUGUGAAUCAGAUAUUGAAGCAAUAGAGAAAAUUAACUUUUCAGUUUCUGAAGUGAAGAGCAAGUACAAGGAUGCUACCCUCUUACCAAAAUGGAAAGCAUUUCAGACAGUCAUAUAUCUUGAACGGGAUGAUGGCCUGAAUGACUCAAGUAAAAUUGCUGCAUUUGAUUUUGAUGGCUGUCUUGCAAAAACUGCUGUGAAUAAAGUGGGUGCAGACACUUGGUCCCUCAUGUAUCCUUCAAUUCCUGAUAAACUACAAAGCUUAUACAAGGAUGGGUACAAGCUGGUAAUUUUCACCAAUGAAUCCAAUAUUGAACGUUGGAAAAAUAAGAGACAAGUAGCCGUGGACUCAAAAAUUGGACGUCUCAAUAAUUUUAUUGAGAAAGUGAAGGUUCCAAUUCAGAAAUCAUCAUCUGCUGCUGGAUUGACUGCAACAGUUGCUAAGGAACCAGAAACUGGAGAGUUUUGUAUUGAGAUUUAG